Molecule: messenger RNA, 396 nt
Organism: Entrophospora sp. SA101
Lineage: Eukaryota; Fungi; Glomeromycota; Glomeromycetes; Entrophosporales; Entrophosporaceae
Source: the annotation of a GenBank genome assembly
AUGAGUAGUUAUGUGUUGGGCUGUGGAAUAGUACCCGAAUAUGAUAGUAUUGGUGGCAAUUAUGAAGAUGUAUCGUUUAAUAAUGCUGACAACGUUGAUGGCGGCAAUAGCGAUUAUAAAGCCAUUGGACUUUUGGGUGAUAUUGAAGAAAUUAAUCCAGACGUAGGUGCUGGUUUAGGUGUUAAACUCACAAUAGACGAUGAUUCUUCUAUUCAUUCAAUCAAAGAUAUUGAUGACGGUGAUAUUAAUAAUAGUAAUAUUGUGAUUAGACUAAUUAAUCGAUGGGCAAAAACCUGUGCAAAAAAGUGCUAUCCUCAACAAAUAAGCGAUAUUACCACUAAGAAUAAUAGUGAUUAUAUCACUAUAACUUCACCACAUUUACCUAAAAGAUCUCCG